Messenger RNA from Coccinella septempunctata (seven-spotted ladybird), 851 nucleotides. RefSeq lists its product as uncharacterized. The transcript has 3 exons. The record is from RefSeq and is a predicted model, not a curated record. Bases 1 to 423 code for a protein of 140 amino acids. NCBI's taxonomy places the organism in Eukaryota, Metazoa, Arthropoda, Insecta, Coleoptera, Coccinellidae.
AUGCUGUCCUUACUUGCCUGCCACAGGAGGGAAAUUAACAAGGAAAGAUCAUCAAGGGGAACUGGAAAAGGGCAGGACAAAGUAAACAAAAGUAAAUGGUUUGCAUAUGAAGCUUUGAGGUUCAUAAAGGAUAAAAACCAAUGUAAACCAACUCUGAGCUCAUCCCUUCCGCCAAAGGUUAAUCAGGAGACAAUUUCACAGCAGGUUGAGGAUCUGGAGUGCACCGCAACUGAUGAUGUAGAGGACGAGGAUAAUGUUGUCAUGGAAGCAGAUGAUCUCGAACAGUCUCAGUCUGCAUCUACUUCAUCAAGGGAGCAACUUGUACAACCUUCUGCACCCAAGCGCAAAAAAAACAACACCUACUGGUGGUACUCAGGUGGACCGAGUUGUGGAUAUGUUGGAACGAUCUCUGGAUCGCAAUGAUUGUGACGUGUUUGGUGAGCAUGUAGCUAUGAAAUUAAAGAAGUAUGACGAGAAAACAAGAGCUACAGUUGAGUAAUACGUCAAUAAUAUUCUGUUUGACACUGACAUGGGCUAUCUUCAAGUGCCUACUCGGUAUCAGCCACCAACAUUAAUAUGGUAUUAAUGAGGUUUUCUGACCCUCCUUCACCUUAUAACAGUUCACCCUUCACGACAAGCUUCAGCUUCAGGACGUUUCCCCUUCAACACCGAAAUAUGUGAUCGUUCAGACACACUAUCAGCCACGGGUGGCAACAUAAUUUCCUCGGCUGCAGGGAGCUUAUACUCCCAAAUCCCCCAUUAAUUAUUAAGAUGAUCAGUUUAAAUUCUUUGUUCUAAACUUUUUUUCAGGUUCGCAUAUUUAAUUACUUAAAUUUUCAGUGUUGUUCUAG